Messenger RNA from Halteromyces radiatus, 2815 nucleotides. Its product is annotated as Metallo-peptidase family M12-domain-containing protein. The record is from RefSeq and is a predicted model, not a curated record. Gene Ontology annotation, biological process: proteolysis. The transcript is spliced from 11 exons. Gene Ontology annotation, molecular function: metalloendopeptidase activity. The coding region runs from base 294 to 2738 and encodes 814 amino acids. NCBI's taxonomy places the organism in Eukaryota, Fungi, Mucoromycota, Mucoromycetes, Mucorales, Cunninghamellaceae.
UUUUUUUUGAGAUGGUUUCAAUUUUGUUGUUAUUAGCGGCGCAUGAAUAUAUAUAUAUGUUCCUGAGCAAAAAAUAAAAAAAAAGCAUGCUUUUCUCCACUAUUUUUACCUUUUUCUUUCUUUCUUUUUAUUUUUAUUUAUUGAAUGGUUUCAAAUUGUAGAAUAUGGGAAACAUUAUUGAUCUUACUAAUAAUUUUAUUCCUUGUUGAAGUCUCGACAAUAGACGACUGAAUCAUAUUGAACCUUUGGUCAAUGUCAAGGUUGACAUUAUUCCAAGAUCUAAUCUAUAUUAUAUGAAAAGUAGCAAUGACAUGGAAGUAACAUUAACAAAUGCAUACAACAAUCAUACUGUUACCAAUAUUCAACAUGACGAUAGUAUACGACUCUUAUUUGAAGCAUAUGACCAGUUAUUUGCUAUUCACCUCACUCCAAACUUGGAUCUUCUUCACCCUCAAGCAACAUUUGUAUAUGACGGAAAAUCAGAACCAAUUCAUCCUCAUCAAUUUCGAAUUUAUCGAGGUCAUGUUUAUCGUCCUUCUAUUUCCAAUCGACGAUGGCAAUAUGAUAAACUCGGCGUGAUUUUUCCUUUAUUUGAUCAAAUAAACAAUGAUGAUAAGGAUAGUUUAGGCUGGGCAAGAUUAGUCCUUCGACAUGACCUAACCAAGGACCCAAAUUAUCCGGUAUUCGAAGGCAGCUUUGAAAUGUUAAAUGAUGUUUACCAUAUCAAGUCAACGGACAUGUACAAUAAGACGAAAAGAAGGGACGAUGUAACACCAAUGAUAACAGUAAGUCAGCAACAACAGCAACAAUAUCAAAGCCUGAUGGUAAUUUAUCGUGACUCCGACACUUCCUUGGUAUCACUUGAACAAUUUGACCUACCGGCUGACAAUGCCUCUUCUUCUUUCUCACCUCAAUGCGCUACUGAUAGACUGAACUAUAAUGCUCCUUAUAUGUCAACUCACAAAAAUAAUAACAAUGAUAUGAUCCUUCGACCUGGUCAUCCUGCUUCUCGUCUAGACGGUUUAUUUAUGCCUCCAUCGUCUUUUACUAAGCGGGCUACGACAGGUUGCCCUACAACAAAGAAAAUUGCCUAUAUGGGUGCAGCUGCUGAUUGUACUUAUACCAAACACUAUCAAUCCAAACAACAAGCACAAAUACAAAUCAUUACAGAUUGGAACUCAGUAUCUGCAUUAUUCGAACGACAAUUCAAUAUUCAACUUGGUCUCGUCAAUAUCACUGUCAUGGAUGAACUUUGUCCUACCACCCCUUCAUCUGCUGAACCUUGGAAUCGUGCCUGCUCUGAUACUUAUACCUUGGAUGAUCGACUUAGUGAUUUUAGUCGUUGGCGUGGUACUAUGAGUAAUGAUGGUAUUGCUUUAUGGCACUUACUAACCAAUUGUGCGACUGGCGUCGAAGUUGGUAUUGCUUGGGUCGGUCAACUAUGUCAAUCAGAAGCCAGUUCUCAGACGACAUCAGGUGGACAAACUCAAUAUGUUGCUGGUGCUGGUGUCUCGUCUAUUAUUCGUGAUGAAUGGAAAGUGAUUGCUCAUGAAAUUGGUCAUGGUUUCGGCGCAAGUCAUGAUUGUAAUAGUGCCAAUUGCCCUUGUAGUGGAUCCCAAUGCACAUGUUGUCCUCUUAGUGCCACUGUAUGUGAUGCUGGUGGUACUUAUAUCAUGAAUCCAACAAGUAACGUUUCUGCUCAAGAGUUCAGUCCAUGUUCUGUUACUACUAUUUGCAAGAAUUUCCCAUCCAUCGGAUCCUGUUUGCAAGACCCUGGACAACGGAUCACUAAACAAUUACAAAUGUGUGGAAACGGUAUCGUGGAACAAGGUGAAGAAUGUGAUCCUGGCAAUCAAACAAGCUCAUGUUGUGAUUCAACUACGUGUAAAUUUAUCAACAAUGCUGUAUGCGAUGAUGUGAAUGAUUCAUGUUGUAAUCAAUGUCAAUACCAACCAAGUACCUACCAAUGUCGACCGGCAUCUACUUCAUGUGAUAUUCCAGAAUUCUGCACUGGUACAUCAGGAACAUGUCCUCCAGAUACAUAUAUACAAGACGGUACUGAUUGUGGGAAUGGAUUAAAAUGUGCUACCGGUCUGUGUACAUCUAGAGAUGAUCAAUGCCUACAUCGUGGUUCUUCCUUGAAUAUUUCCAAAGCAUGUCCCAGUAGCAACUCAUGUUCAUUGUCCUGCAACAAUGGUGCUGGUUCUAGCUGUCUCGUCUUUAGUGGUGGUUUUAUCAAUGGAACACCAUGUGGUGCAAAUGGUGUUUGUAAAGAUGGCAGUUGUGAUGAAGGCAGUAUAGCCUCACAAGCGUUAUACUGGUUAUCGACACACAAAUAUAUUGCCAUCCCAGUAGGUGUUGUACUAUGUCUCUUGCUUCUUGGAUGCCUCGCUUGGACUUGUUAUUCCGGAUGUUGUGGUCGUGGUGGAUGGCGAAAUCGAAAUAACAAGAAGAAUCAAAAUAGACCAAAUACAUUACAAGUGACAUCACCUCCUCCACCUUCAAUAUCAACGAUAUCAUCACCUAUAUUAUCAUCACCAACCCAGCGCCAUUAUGGAAACAAUCGCGUGUCUUCUCCUCCACUGGACUCUGCCAUGAUGGACAAGAAACAAGACAUUCCUUCAGAUAUUAGUACACCUGCUUUCGCAUCUUCCCCGUCUACUCCUAUUCCAUCUUCUUCUUCUCCUCCUCUUCCUCCACCACCACCACCACAUCAGCCUUCCCAUACAACAUCAUGAAAACCUCUCAGUCAUUUUCUUAUAUUGUCAUACCAAAAUAGAUAUCUUGAAAUAAAAAAAAAUCAUUUUACAUUUUA